UUAUCUCUUUGUGCGUGGGUGCAUUCUCUUGCAUGAUGCACUUGUUACGUUGUUUUGUUAUGUGAUAUUUCGACUUGCGUCAACUCCAUUUUGUUGUACUUGCCGUUUCAAAAUUGUCGAAAUUGUGUGCGUUUGACAAACACCAUAGAUCAAUGUUUGGUGUGAACACCACCUCACCAUGAGUUACAUGCAGACAAAUCAAAAUCGGCCAAUGGCUCAACAAGGACACUACCAACAGGGUCCCGGGGACCUCCCCCUGGCCUCCUCCAAGGAGCAGACGCUGAUGUGGCCACAGGGAAAUUACUUCGGCGACUCCGGUAUCCAUUCCGGGGCCGCCACCCAAGUACCAUCGCUGAGCGGCAAGGAGGAUGAGGAAAUGGACCUGUUCGACCUUGACCAAGGUUACGGCCAAGGAUUCACGCAAGAUCAGGUGGACGAAAUGAACAACCAAUUGAACCAGACCAGGUCGCAGAGAGUGCGAGCCGCCAUGUUCCCCGAAACGUUGGAGGAGGGAAUCGAAAUUCCGUCCACGCAAUUCGACCCAGGCCAUCAGACCGCUGUACAACGUUUGGCGGAGCCCAGCCAAAUGUUAAAACAUGCGGUGGUUAAUCUGAUCAAUUACCAGGAUGACGCCGAUUUGGCAACACGCGCCAUUCCGGAGUUGAUUAAGCUGUUGAACGACGAGGAUCAGGUGGUGGUUUCGCAGGCUGCCAUGAUGGUGCACCAGCUGUCCAAGAAGGAGGCCUCGCGACACGCCAUCAUGAACAGUCCUCAGAUGGUAGCCGCCUUGGUGAAGGCGAUCUCCAAUUCCAACGACUUGGAGACUACCAAGGGAGCGGUCGGCACCUUGCACAAGUUGUCGCACCAUCGUCAAGGUCUCUUGGCAAUCUUCAAGAGCGGCGGCAUUCCCGCUUUGGUCAAGUUGCUCUCGUCUCCUGUCGAGAGUGUGCUCUUCUAUGCCAUCACGACGCUGCACAACUUGUUGUUGCAUCAGGACGGUUCGAAGAUGGCCGUCAGGCUGGCGGGUGGUUUACAGAAAAUGGUGGCGCUGCUGCAACGCAACAACGUCAAGUUCUUGGCCAUUGUUACUGAUUGUCUGCAAAUUUUGGCCUACGGCAACCAGGAAAGCAAGCUUAUCAUUUUGGCGUCACAAGGUCCCAUUGAAUUGGUGAGGAUCAUGAGGUCAUACGACUACGAGAAGCUGUUGUGGACCACCUCCAGAGUACUUAAGGUUCUCUCAGUCUGCUCAAGCAAUAAACCUGCUAUAGUCGAGGCAGGUGGCAUGCAGGCACUUGCCAUGCACCUGAACAACCAGAGCGCCCGCUUGGUGCAGAACUGCCUGUGGACUUUGCGUAACUUGUCCGACGCAGCCACCAAAGUGGACGGUCUCGAAAGCCUGCUGCAAUCCCUCGUCACAGUUCUUGGGUCGUCCGACGUGAACGUCGUGACUUGCGCCGCCGGUAUUCUGUCCAAUUUAACGUGCAAUAAUCAAAGAAACAAGGUCACUGUUUGCCAAGUCGGAGGUGUCGACGCUCUGGUGAGGACCAUUGUGAACGCCGGCGACCGUGAGGAGAUCACAGAGCCCGCCGUGUGCGCCCUACGUCACUUGACCUCACGCCACGUCGAAUCCGAAAUGGCACAGAACGCCGUGCGACUGAACUACGGUAUUCAAGUGAUCGUCAAAUUGCUCAACCCUCCGUCACGUUGGCCUCUGAUGAAGGCGGUGAUCGGGUUGAUAAGGAAUUUGGCGUUGUGUCCGGCAAAUCAUGCUCCACUCAGAGAACAUGGGGCUAUCCAUCACUUGGUACAGCUAUUGAUGAGGGCCUUCCAAGACACUCAAAGGCGUACGAGCGUUGCAAGCGGAGGCAGCCAACAGCCGGGUACUUACGCCGACGGCGUGCGCAUGGAGGAGAUAAUUGAGGGCACGGUGGGCGCGUUACACAUCCUGGCCCGCGAGUCCCACAAUCGCGUCAUCGUCCGACAACAAGGUGUCAUACCCGUCUUCGUCGGACUGCUGUUCAACGACAUCGAAAACAUCCAGCGCGUCGCAGCAGGAGCCCUUUGCGAACUGGCGGCCGACAAAGAGGGUGCCGAAAUGAUCGAACACGAGGGGGCCACCGCUCCUCUCACCGAGCUCCUGCACUCCAGGAAUGAAGGUGUGGCAACGUAUGCUGCGGCAGUGCUCUUCCGUAUGAGCGAGGACAAGCCGCAAGAUUACAAAAAGAGACUAUCCAUGGAACUGACGAACUCGCUGUUCCGCGAGGAGAACCUAUGGAACCCGGACCUGGGCAUGACUCCUGAUCUACAGGACAUUUUGAGUCCUGAUCAUCCGUACGAUAAUAUGUACACCCAGGGACCACCGAGUGUCCACAGCAGCCACGGCGGUAGGCCAUAUCAGCAACAAGGGUAUGACCAGAUACCAAUAGACAUGCAGGGUCUGGAAAUUGGUUCCCACGGCGGCGGUAACGGCUCCGCCUACAGCCCCAUCGACGCCAUGGACGUGACCAGCGGCGAGGCCGACUUAAACUUUGACGGCAUCGACCAGUUGCCCACCCCGCCCCAGGACAACAACCAGGUGGCCGCCUGGUACGAUACUGACUUGUAAAAAACAAAUCAAUUAAGCAACACGCUAAAAUUUCUGCGUUUUUUAAAUAUGUUCGAUUAGACUGUGGAUUAAUUAUUUUAUAUUGAGUUUUGUGUGCCGGUGGAAUGGAUCACUUCGCCCCCGUCAUUGUGUUCGUUAAUUUAUUUUUUAUCAUUGUUCGAUUGAUCGAGUUUUUCGAUUGGCAGCUGACUGUAGAGACAUUCUACUGGCAGAUUUUUUUAUAAACUAUCAUAAUCUAUUUUUUAAUUAAAAUAAUUUAUGCAUUUACCUAUUUUCCAUAUUAUAUUUGUAUGUGUAGUUCAUUACAUAUUACGGUUUAAACACAUUAAGUAAGCAGUAUUGAUAGUGUAAUAAAUAUAAUCAUAGACUAGCGAUUUUUGUUAUUUUUUAAUAAAAUCAAUUUAUUAAUAUUAUUCCUAUGUAUUUGUUAUGUAUGUCGCACAAUUUAUAUAUCAUUAUUUUUGGUUCAUUGCUAUUCUUUUGUCAUUCGAUUAAUUCCUACAAAUGCGUUACUUGAACAGGGUAGUUUUUUAAGGCACUGCCUUUUAAUCAAAUGCAUGGAAUAUUUAUAGGAAACAUUAAAAAAAUUAUGAUUAAAAAAUUA
Molecule: messenger RNA, 3209 nt
Organism: Aethina tumida (small hive beetle)
Lineage: Eukaryota; Metazoa; Arthropoda; Insecta; Coleoptera; Nitidulidae
Product: armadillo segment polarity protein
Exons: 10
Coding region: 179-2605 (808 amino acids)
Biological process (GO): positive regulation of transcription by RNA polymerase II; cell adhesion
Cellular component (GO): adherens junction; catenin complex
Molecular function (GO): transcription coactivator activity; cadherin binding; protein phosphatase binding
Source: RefSeq, a predicted model, not a curated record